Molecule: messenger RNA, 447 nt
Organism: Nicotiana attenuata
Lineage: Eukaryota; Viridiplantae; Streptophyta; Magnoliopsida; Solanales; Solanaceae
Product: 60S ribosomal protein L2, mitochondrial-like
Exons: 3
Coding region: 1-447 (148 amino acids)
Biological process (GO): cytoplasmic translation
Cellular component (GO): ribosome
Molecular function (GO): structural constituent of ribosome; RNA binding
Source: RefSeq, a predicted model, not a curated record
AUGAGACAAUGGAGAGCACUCAGACAAUUCACUUUGAGUACAGGGAAGUCUGCUGGUAGGAAUUCCUCAGGGCGUAUUACGGUUUUUCACCGAGGGGGUGGAUCGAAGCGAUUGCAGCGAAGAAUUGAUCUGAAACGAAGCACUUCGUCUGUAGGCAUUGUAGAAAGGAUAGAAUAUGAACCUAAUCGUUCUUCUCGAAUCGCUCCAGAACGAGGCCAGGCACCUCCCGCCCUUUUUGGGUAUUUUGGAGAAACAAAUGCUGCUGGAAAAAAAGAUAGAAGCAGCAUUGGUGCGGGAUGGGUUUCCCCCCCAUAUGGUUCUGGCUUGGAGAUCGAAAGAGAUGGCACUCGUCAGAGCCAGCCCUAUCUUAGGCUGGUUCCGACGAUCCGCAAUUCGGAGAUUCUCUAUGGGACGAGAAAUAGGAGACCCCCUUUUUGGCCUUUCUAA